Seminavis robusta is the source of this 2113-nucleotide messenger RNA. The record is from the annotation of a GenBank genome assembly. Lineage: Eukaryota; Bacillariophyta; Bacillariophyceae; Naviculales; Naviculaceae.
CCUGUUUGUCCCUCCCUACACCUACCUACCUCAUCACAACCACCUCUUAGCCUUGGAAUAGCUUAAUUUUCAUUUAUCUAUCUAUCUAUCUGCGAUUCCGGUACCAACAUGACGACGGAAGAAGUAGACGUAGACGAUGUUGCUUCUGGUCUCUCAGAGACGGUCUAUUGCCAAGAGGAAUCACAAGAGGAAGUGCCUGCUUGUGCUAGCAUCCGCAAUGGAUCUUGUGCCGAUAUCGCCGAGGAAGGCAAAAUAGGCAAUGCAAAAGACGAUCAGAAGGCUAAUGCUUGUAUCACUUCUCAUGAUCAGACGGAGUUUCCUGACGCAGCCAGCGCCUCUCCUGACCAUCAAGCCAAUGGUGGUCCAAGCUACCCCCAAAAGACGACGGCCCAGGCCACGCUGGACCAUGCCGGCACUGACGACGAGAAGGCUUCUUACAAGGCAACGCAGCACGAACACGAGCUCCAAGAUACCCUCCAGAAGAACCAGAAGCGGGGCAAAGAGCAGAGCCCUGCCAUCACCAGAGUGAACCAAAAUGGUGACAACGCACUCACCGACUUGUUUGUCAGCGAAGUUCAACCUUUGCCCACAACGUCCGCUGCCUCUCGUCCCAGAGGCCCGGGGGCCCACGCUAUGCCGGGCAGUUCGUCUCCUCCUCCCAUGCUCUUGUUGAGAGCUCAAGAAUCGCUUCAGUCGCAGCAAAGGACCCAAACGACCGUGGUGGAGGAGCAAGAGAGUGUCAUUCAUGAUGUACAAGUCGUAGAUGCCGUGCAGGAUUCGGCACACUUUUCCGUUCAUGCUUCGGGGAUGUUUGGCUGCGACGACCCCAGUAGUACCCACUUUACAGAUCUCGAGAACGGAGGAAUGAGACCCUUUGCGGAAGAAGAAGUGAUUGACGCCAAGAUCCUCCAUGGCAAACACGACGAAGAAGAACCCCAAGGAUCCUGGAAGGCGUGGUUAUGGAUGUUCGCCGCCUUCUUGCUGCUGCUGAUUGUGCUGAUUGUGACGCUGGUGGUGGUGGUCCCCGGAUGCAGGCACAGCGACAGCACCAGUCCUGAAGCCUCGCCUUGGAGCCAAGGUCCUGGCGCUCCUCCUCAAGACUGUCCUGUCAAACCACCCUUUCAAGAAGGCAUUCCCCUUGCCACUGUCCGGUUCCUUUCCGAUCCCAAGCAUCCCCAUUGUUUUGCCAACAACUGGGUGCUGAAUGACCCUCAUUUUGAUAGCUACUCUCCGGAACGCAGACUUCAACGCUUCCACCUGGCUUCCUUUUACUAUUCUACCAACGGAAACAACUGGUAUCGAAAUGAUCACUGGUUGAGCUAUCAAGUCUCGGAAUGCGAGUGGUUCUCACAGAGCCACAACCCCAGCAUUCCCCAGUACGAUGAGCACUAUGACAUUUGCGAUGAAGAGUCCAACUUGCUCAAGCUCAACUUGGCCUCCAACAACCUCCAAGGCACAUUUCCAUUGGUCAAGAACUUUGUCGCCACUCUCCGGACCUAUGAUAUCAGUGACAACAACAUUCAUGGUGCUGUGCCCACCGCUGCCAGUCCCAACGUGGAGGUCUUUAUCAUUUCGCGAAAUCACUUUGAAGGACCGCUCGUCGGAGAAGGCGGGUUUGCAGCCUUUGAUGUCCGAGUGGUCAAACUGGAUGGAAACAAGUUGUAUGGCUACCAUGCACCUCUCUACUCCGUGCUCCCUCACCUGGAGGUUGUCAACAUUACUGAUAACCUUUUCUCCGGCGAGAUUCCUGCGACAGUGGGGUCCUGCAAGAACCUGACCUACUUUGGUUACGGGUACAACGACUUUGAAGGCACCAUCCCAUCCCAGCUGGCCACUCUCCCCAAGCUGCUGGAAAUUGAUGUCGCAGGCAAUCAGGCAUUGACAGGAUCCAUACCAGAAGAGUUGGGAGAUCUGAGUCACUUGUCUCGUUUGGAUGUGUCCGAUACAGCUGUCACGGGCAAUGUGCCAGAGUCCUUGUGUGGUGCUGUCCAAGAGGGGUUCACAGAAAUCCAUGCAGACUGCACCCUUGUAGGCUGCUGCCAGUAAGCGAGCUAUUGGCAAUAUCUUCACAACUAAUGUUACAACUAAUGUAUUAAGUUUCGUUACGAUUCUA